Pungitius pungitius (ninespine stickleback) is the source of this 2458-nucleotide messenger RNA. RefSeq lists its product as uncharacterized. The coding region runs from base 104 to 1378 and encodes 424 amino acids. Gene Ontology annotation, molecular function: mRNA binding; metal ion binding. Lineage: Eukaryota; Metazoa; Chordata; Actinopteri; Perciformes; Gasterosteidae. The record is from RefSeq and is a predicted model, not a curated record. The transcript has 2 exons.
CAGCAGCCCACAGACCUAACUUGACUUGUGUCUGGACAUAAGGUUCUAACAGUCAGCCGUGGACCUGAACUAAAUCUUCUACUUUUGGUCAAAGGGAUACAGCAUGUCCGAAAUGCUUGACGAUAUCAUCACAAAGAACUUCAUGAAUCUGGCCCUGGAAGAAGCCUUGCUCCCUAAACAGUCUCACCUCAAAGGCCCGGGGCAGAGUCGGCUGGACAGGUCAGCCUCCUUCUUCUCCUCCCCCACCCCUCCUUCCCCCUCGAGCCACAGCUUGAGCACCGACCAUGUCAACAACACCGACAACGGCAGCCCCUUCUGGUCAUCCAACAUCUGGAGCCAGGGCCCCGUCGCAAAAUCUAAACAGCUCCCCUUCAGACCCGACCGCUCCAUGAGCCUGACCGAGUCCAGCGGCAGCCUGCUCUCCUCCUUCGGACAGCUGAACCUGGAGGCCUUCCCCUCCGCCUCCACCGUGGCGCCGCCGCCCGGCUUCCCCCCCUCGUCGGCCCUGCCGGCCCUGGUGCCCCAGGUGGUGGCCCCCAAUCGUUACAAGACGGAGCUGUGCCGCGGCUUCCAGGAGACGGGCAGCUGCAAGUACGGCAGCAAGUGCCAGUUCGCCCACGGCGAGGCGGAGCUGCGCGGCCUGUUCCGCCACCCCAAGUACAAGACGGAGCCCUGCAGAACCUUCUACAACUUCGGCUACUGCCCCUACGGCUCACGCUGCCACUUCAUCCACGAGGACAAACUCAGCGGCAGCCCGUUGUCCACUGCCAAGUUCGCCAAUCAGCCGCAGCCAAUCCCCAACUCCGGCGGGGGUCAGAACCCUCGGCACCAGCUGCGCCAGAGCGUCAGCUUCGCCGGGUUCCUGGGCUCGUCGCGCUGCUCGCCCCCGGCCUCCUUCCUCUCGUCCUUCAUCGACCCCAACCUGAGCUUCAGCCGCGCCGCGUCCGUUUCCCCCCCUCCCGCUGACCUUCGCUCCCCAGUGUUCGGUGACUCCCUGCUGCGGGAAACGGCGGCGGCGUUCCAGUUUGGCAACCACCAGACCCGUGCCAGCACCGGGGACAUCCACAGUAUCCCUCUCAUGCUGGAGCCCAAAAACUCGCACUGCGUGUGCGGCCACGGGAAUAACUAUAACGGCAACAACGGCAGAGCCGCCAGCGUGGACGAGGGGCACCACCAGGACGCCGGCGCGCCCUUUCCUGGUCCCGGGGCCCAGAGGGGUUUCAUGAAGCCCGGUGCGCUGCAGCGUUUCUCCUCGGAGGACUCCCUGGAGGACAGCUACAGCAGCAGCAGCGGAGGCUCCAGUGGAACCGAGUCCCCGACAUUCGACGCAGCCACCAAGCGGCUCACUGUGUUCGAGCGCCUGUCCCUGUCCGACUAAGCGGGUCCAGAGAGACUGCUCAUCUGAGCUUCUCUUCAGAGCCAGAACUGUGCAGGACAAGUCAAGUUGACACAACAACACUUAAAGUUCUUAAUUUAUCCAUCUUGGAGAAAGAAAACUACAUACUGAGAUGAUUUAAGAAUCCAAAUGUUAUCAGACUCUAUUUUUAUACUUAGAAAUAUCGUGUAGCCUAUCAGACCUUUGUAUGCGGUCUUCCAUAAGAAAAUUAACUCUUUUGCAGGUGUUGCCAGUACCAGUUAAUAGCCUGGUAUGCCCUUACUGUUAAUCUGUAGAAAUCAAAAUGGCUAAUCUUUAGCGGUAAUCAUUCACUCGUGUGUCUUUAAGAUUCUCCCUGCCUCACAGGCCAUUUACUCUUGGUGCCAAAAAAAAAACAGUACGUUUGAUUCAGUAGCCUUAAUCAGUGAGACCGUGAGACCGCGUGUCAUUGAUGCCAUUUUUUUCUGUGAUAUGCACUUUACAGCUAAUCCAAAUGGGAGAAACUGUCAUGUCUCCCAGUAGCAUUCAACCAAAGCUUCAUACUUCCUUCUGCCCUGUGUAUGCGUGUGUUUGAAUGUGUGUUUGUACAUGUGCGUGUGUAAGUGUGUACGCGUAAACCACAUAAUUUUCCCGACACCUGGGGUGCGAGCAUGUAUAAGUGGCAAAAUACUUAAAGAUCAAAGUGUGUUAACAGAGAGGAAAAUGAUGGUCAGUGAGUUUAGAUAUGAAUCUGACACACUCUAAUUCUGUAAAAUAUUCUGUUAUCUUCGCUAGCUUGUAAUUGCACCCCCUCUUUUUAUUGUCCCCUGUUUCUUUGACAACCUGGUUCAGGGCCUUUAACACCGCAGUAUUCCUUUUGGUCAUUGGUUGCCAUGUGUUGUUUAACUUAAACUAAUAUAUUUAUUAUGAUAUUUAUUUGUGUUAAAAGAAAAACAAAUGUAUUUUGUACUUUAUUUAUGGAGAAAUAUUUCAAUGUCUGUGAAAUACCAAUGUGAGAAAAAGCAGUAAAAAGAGAUUCUUAUAUUUUUAAUUUCCUGAAAGGGACAAAAUUAAUUUCUGAAUAAAGAAAUGAUUUUAAGCAAC